CACAGUGGCCCUCCUGGUUUUGGGACAACCCAAAAGACAUUUUUCACCGGUAACACGGAUCUUACCAGACCGAUCUCCACACGAGAACCCCUUGAACCACCAAAUUCUACUCCAGUCACAAGCCAAAGCAGUUCCCCAGUUUUUGGAACAACCCUAAGGACCGAUCCUGAUCUCACAUCUCAAUCUCUUUCUGCUACGAGAAACUCAAGCUCCUCCUCAGCAGCUCCCACCACGGGAACCUCCUCGACCACUCGGACCCUGGCACCUUGCCCCACCGCAAAAUCUCCUCCCAUCUCGGAGAACCAGUCAUGCUACCGCCAUGGCGUGGUCAAGCCCUGCCUGGUAGCCAUCGCCUGCCUAGCUGCCCUAGCCACCAUUUUCAUGGUCUCCACCAUUGUCCUCUGCGCCAAACUCUCCACCAAGAAGUACAAGUUGAGGAAGACCCAGGACCUGACGGAGAUGACGUUUAUGUCAACACUCAUGCCCGAGAGGAACUACGCAGGCAUAAGACGGCACAGUCCGGUCUCCAACGGAGUCCUGGUGAUCCACAGCGCCGGGGACAGUGACGAGGACAUCAGUGACAACCUCACCCUAAGCAGCUUCCUUCCGGAAAGUGACAGGUGUGUUUAGGACGGUCUACUUUUUUUUUUUUUCUGGAUGGUGACUGCAGGACUGAUGCUAACAUGAGAGGUGUUUCCAUGAUUAGAUCAAAUAAUUUCCCGUCAUAUUUGUAUUACUUAGUGUUAACUUUUCAGGUAGCACGG
This is a messenger RNA of Hippocampus comes (tiger tail seahorse), 764 nucleotides long. RefSeq names its product selectin P ligand (gene selplg). The record is from RefSeq and is a predicted model, not a curated record. Lineage: Eukaryota; Metazoa; Chordata; Actinopteri; Syngnathiformes; Syngnathidae. The annotation marks the transcript as partial. The transcript has a single exon. Gene Ontology annotation, cellular component: plasma membrane. Gene Ontology annotation, biological process: leukocyte tethering or rolling.